UAUAGGUAAGUGGCAGUAUUUCUCGACGAUCAUGUUUAAUACUGUGCGAUGAUCCGACUGUUAGCGGCACAGCUUAUGGCAAACAAGAAGACUUUCCUGAAGUUUGGCCUAGUAGCUGAUAUUCAGUAUGCUGAUAUUGAGGAUGGAUACAAUUGGAAUAGAACCAGGAAACGUUACUAUAGACCAGCGUUAAGUCUUCUAAAGAAAGCCAUGAAGGACUGGAAACAAAAUGACGUCAAAUUUGUCCUUCAGCUUGGCGACUUAAUUGAUGGAUUCUGUAAACGCACAGAAGAACCGAAUGCAUGUCUGAAUCGUAUUGUAGAUAUUUUUGACGAGGGAAAAUGGCCGGUAUUACACGUUGUUGGGAAUCAUGAACUAUACAACUUUAGCAAAGAUAGUUUAUACAAAUCAAGAUUAUUUAAAAGUCUACCUCCUACGAAUAAAGCAUACUAUACUUGGCAGCCUUGUGAUGGACUCAAAAUAUGCGUUUUGAAUAUUUACGAGAUAUCAGCUCUUGGAGAAAGAGACGAUUCAGCGAGAUACAAAAUAGUUAAAUCCUUUUUAGAUGAACGGAAUCCAAACGAAAAUAAAAAUGAUCCGACGGGUCUGAAAUCAGUUGAUAGACGAUUUGUGCGCUUUAAUGGGGCGAUGUCAAAACACCAGUUGGAAUGGCUAACGAAGGAACUGACGUUAGCUAAAGAACAGAAACAGAAUGUCAUUGUUAUAGGUCACAAUCCAGUGUACUCUCAAGUUACAGAUGGUCAGUGUUUAUGCUGGAAUUACACAGAUGUACUCGAAGUAUUAUCUGCAUGUCAUUCCUCGGUCGUUUGUUAUAUUAGCGGACAUUCUCAUGAAAGCGGUUACGCAGUCGAUCAGAGUGGAAUUCAUCAUAUAACGCUGCCAGGAGUUAUAGAAUAUCCAGACUCUUAUGCUGUUGGUAAUUUGUUAGAAGAUACACUUGUCAUUCAGGGAAGGGGAGAAAUGUUUGACGUGGUUUGUCCGUUAAGAUUUAAGUUGAACUGUUGACUGCUAUAGAUUUUAAGAACUUGUCUACACAGAUCAGUGCAAUACAUUUUUAUUUCUCAUAUAUAACUUUGCAAAAAGCAGAAUAAUAUCAAGAACCAUUAUUCAUUUUGUUAUUCAUGUGGAUUGUAUCCUACAUUUUUAUAGAACAUGAACUUACUACUUUUAAAAAAUUUAUAAAAAAAAUAAUAUACAUUUAAACAUGCAUAAGCAACUCUUAGAGAUGUUCAUGUGCAUUUAGGAACAAAAGAACCGUGUGACACAUUUUCUGAUUUUCGGUGACGUAAGAGU
Molecule: messenger RNA, 1314 nt
Organism: Mytilus trossulus (common blue mussel)
Lineage: Eukaryota; Metazoa; Mollusca; Bivalvia; Mytilida; Mytilidae
Product: manganese-dependent ADP-ribose/CDP-alcohol diphosphatase-like
Exons: 3
Coding region: 49-1026 (325 amino acids)
Molecular function (GO): 2',3'-cyclic-nucleotide 2'-phosphodiesterase activity; manganese ion binding; ADP-ribose diphosphatase activity
Source: RefSeq, a predicted model, not a curated record